This is a messenger RNA of Cotesia congregata, 507 nucleotides long. The record is from the annotation of a GenBank genome assembly. Lineage: Eukaryota; Metazoa; Arthropoda; Insecta; Hymenoptera; Braconidae.
AUGGUGAUAAUUGACUACCGAAUAUUAUCUAUAAGAACAAUUGAAUCCCAAUGCACAGAUUGUGUCGACACUGUUGUCAGUCAACUUAAAGUGCAAAAGCCCGAAGGCUACAAACCCUGGGGCAAUAAUUUAUACAAAGCUUACAAUGUUGCGAAGAAUUGGAACAAUGCACAACAGACAUGCCAAGGAGAUAACGGAAAUUUGGCUAUCAUAAAUUCAAGAGAAGAAGCCCAAUUUGUUCAGCAGCUGGUAAUCAAUGCCCGACCAAUCACCGGGUCGACAUAUCCCGGUGGCUGGGUCGGGUUCAGGGACUCCGAUGGCGGAGCUAAUUGGCAAACACUUACUGGACAAAAUUUAAAUCAGGCCGGGUAUGAUGUGUGGUGGAGAAAAAAGGAUAGAGCCGAGAAAAAUAAAUGUGGAGCAAUUAAAAUAUGCGGAAGAUUAUCUACGGUUUCUUGCAAUAAUCUAAUUGCUUUCGUUUGUGAGAUUAAACCUUCAAUUGAUUAA